Spodoptera exigua (beet armyworm) is the source of this 2121-nucleotide messenger RNA. Lineage: Eukaryota; Metazoa; Arthropoda; Insecta; Lepidoptera; Noctuidae. The record is from the annotation of a GenBank genome assembly.
AAUCUAAGAAAAACUAUAGACGCUUAGUUAUUCAGAAUUACAAACCAGAACAUCACAUCACAAUGGAGAACAAAACCUAUGAAGGUUUUGUUACAGCUUAAUAUAAAACUUGUAAUUCCAGUUCAUGCCUUAAAUUUGGCCUUAUUAGCAAUAUAAUAAGAACAGGUAUUGGUUUUAGUGCUAAAUCAGGUGUAGGCACAUUAGACAGUAACAAUGGCGGGUUCCGGGCACACGUGGCCCAACAGCCAAGACGACUACGAGCUCCUGGACGUGAUCGGCGUCGGCGCCACCGCCGUAGUACACGCUGCGUACUGCCGCCCGCGCAACGAGAAGUGCGCCAUCAAGCGCAUCAACCUCGAGAAAUGGAACACCUCCAUGGACGAGCUCCUCAAAGAAAUCCAAGCCAUGUCCAGCUGCAACCACGAAAACGUUGUCACCUACUACACCAGCUUCGUAGUCAAAGAGGAGCUAUGGCUCGUACUUCGGCUGCUUGAGGGAGGUAGCUUGCUCGAUAUUAUCAAACACAAAAUGAGGAUAUCUAACUGCAAACAUGGAGUCUUCGAUGAAGCCACCAUCGCCACCGUACUCAAAGAAGUGCUGAAGGGACUAGAGUACUUCCACCAAAAUGGACAGAUCCAUAGAGACAUAAAAGCUGGUAACAUUUUACUUGGUGAUGACGGUAUCGUCCAGAUCGCAGAUUUUGGUGUAUCUGCGUGGCUCGCAACCGGCCGUGAUCUCUCCCGACAGAAGGUUCGGCAUACGUUCGUGGGGACGCCGUGCUGGAUGGCGCCAGAGGUGAUGGAGCAAAAUCACGGUUAUGAUUUUAAAGCUGAUAUCUGGUCAUUCGGAAUAACAGCUAUAGAAAUGGCUACUGGCACUGCGCCGUAUCACAAGUAUCCCCCCAUGAAGGUACUCAUGCUCACGUUACAAAACGAUCCGCCCACGCUCGACACUGGCGCCGAAGAGAAGGACCAGUAUAAGGCAUAUGGUAAAACGUUCAGAAAAAUGAUAUUCGAAUGUUUGCAGAAAGACCCUGCAAAACGACCGACGGCUACUGAGCUAUUAAAGCACUCGUUCUUCAAGAAAGCGCGUGAUCGCAAGUAUCUGGUAUCUACUCUGGUGACAAUCGGACCCAGCAUGGAGACCCGUGUGCACAAGGCCAGUCGAAGGCAGCCCGGCGCCUCGGGCCGCCUGCAUCGCAUGGAGACCGGAGAGUGGGUGUGGGAGAGCGAAGAGGACGACGAUGACGAAGACGACGCGGCGCGCGACCGACCCAUGAACACGCUGGAGCGCGCCGACAGCUCCGACAGCGACGACGAUCGCGCCGCGUUCACCAUCGGCUCCGCCGGCGCGCCCGACACGCGCCAGGCGCCGCUCAUCAACCUCGUGCUGCGCAUGCGCAACGCGCGCCACGAGCUCAACGACAUCCGCUUCGAGUUCGCAGCGGGCAAAGACUCGGCAGACGGUAUCGCCACGGAGCUGGUGGGCGCGGGGCUGCUGGACGCGCGCGACGCAGACGUGACGGCGCGCCAGCUGCAGCGGCUGGUGGACGACUUCUUGUUCCCGGGCGCCGGCGGGCCCGCGCCGCGGUCGCUCACCUUCCGCCUCAACUCAGCGCCGCCCGAGCCCGAAGACGAGCAGAGCCUCGUCGGCUUCGCGCAGAUCUCCAUCGUGGACUGACCGGUGCCGCCCUGACACUACUAUUUAAUAUAUUAUCUAUGCUUAGGACCUCCUACGUAUUUUAUGGGUGGAUAUGGAAUUAUAUUAGUUGUAUACCGUUUAUGCGGUGGUGGUUUUUGUGGACCGAUAGUCCCGGAGGCGCGGCGACGUGUCGUAGCUCGACCGUCAAUGUACUCCCCGCUGCCUCGCGGGACUUACUCUGCGCAGUGCGCAUCGAGUUGUCUGUAUACGAAAACUAUCACCGCGUAGCUCAAAUGAAUGUAUAUUUUACAUUAUGAUUAUAAGGGUGAAUCUGAAUUUAUAAGAGUAUUUUUUUGUGAUCGUACCGUGUCAAUUUUGCUGCUUUCCAACACUGUAAUCGAUUAACUCGGGCCCACAUUCGCAAAUAUUGCAAGCUAUACAAAGAAUGACAAUGAAUGACUUAUCCAAUAGAAUGCCUAC